Messenger RNA from Pseudopodoces humilis (Tibetan ground-tit), 3154 nucleotides. It is a transcript of the gene SIDT2, whose product is annotated as SID1 transmembrane family member 2. Gene Ontology annotation, molecular function: RNA transmembrane transporter activity; double-stranded RNA binding. Lineage: Eukaryota; Metazoa; Chordata; Aves; Passeriformes; Paridae. The record is from RefSeq and is a predicted model, not a curated record. Gene Ontology annotation, cellular component: lysosome; plasma membrane. Gene Ontology annotation, biological process: RNA transport.
CGUCCGUGCCGUCCCGCCCCGCGGACCUUGGCCGGGGAUGCUGGCGGGAUGUCGGGAGCCGGCGCGGCCGUGCUGGCCUGGGCGCUGCUGGCCGGGACACUGCUGUCCCCGCCGCCCGUCCGGCCCCAGCCCCUGCCCCACGGGGACCGCAAGGUGCAGGAGAAGGAAGCGCAGUUCAACACCACCUACAUCGACUGGGUGGACGCCAACCUGCUCAACAUCUACGCCUUCAACCACAGCGUCCGGAGGAACAGGACCGAGGGCGUGCGGGUGUCCGUCAAUGUCCUCUCGGACCACAAGGACCAGCCCGUGCUCUUCGUGGUGAGGCAGAAGGAGGCGGUGGUCUCCUUCCAGGUGCCGCUCAUCCUCCGGGGCCUGUACCAGCGGAAAUACGCGUACCAGGAGGUGAGCCGCACGCUCUGCCAGCCGCAGACCAAGGCCGAGGUGGAGACCCAGCACUUCUACGUGGAUGUCUCCACGCUCUCCCUCAACACUUCCUACCAGCUGCGGGUCACCCGCGUGGAGAACUUUGUGCUGCGGACCAACGAAAGGUUCAGCUUCAAUGCCACGGCCGCCCAGCCGCAGUACUUCAAGUACGAGUUCCCCAAGGAAGUGGAUUCGGUGAUCGUGAAGGUGACCUCAGCCAUGGCCUUCCCCUGCUCCGUCAUCUCCAUCCAGGACAUCCUGUGCCCCGUCUACGACCUGGACAACAACGUGGCCUUCAUCGGGAUGUACCAGACCAUGACGAAGAAGGCGGCCAUCACGGUGCAGAAAAAGGAUUUCCCCAGCCAUAGCUUCUAUGUGGUGGUGGUGGUGAAGACAGAGGACGAGGUGUGCGGGGGGGCUCUGCCCUAUUAUCCCCUCUCCAAGAAUGCCUCUCCAGAUGAGCCCGUGGAUCAGCACAACCGGCAGAAGACACUGGAGGUGAUGGUGUCGCCUGCCAUAACCUCCGAGGCCUACGUGCGCAGUGUUCUCUUCUGCCUCGGCAUCUUCCUCUCCUUCUACAUCCUCACGCUGCUCAUCGCCUGCUGGGAGAGCUGCCGGCAGCACAAGAAGAAGGGGCUCCUGGCAGCCAUGGAUUCACCCAGCCUGGACACAGGUCACUCCCGCAGCAUCCCCAGCUCCUUCCUGAACCAUGGCCCCUACGACAGCUACGGCUACGGCUCCUUCGGGAACGGUUCCUCCAGCAGCACCGAGGGCAUCACAGACAGCCUGGGCUCAGCAGAAGUCUCCUACAGUUAUGUGGGGGAGCGGUCACUGGAGAACGUGGCCAGCCGGCCACGCCUGGACUCGCUCAGCUCUGUUGAGGAGGAUGACUACGACACGCUGGCCGACAUCGACUACGACAAGAAUGUCAUCCGCACCAAGCAAUACCUGUGCGUGGCCGACCUGGCGCGCAAGGACAAGCGGGUGCUGCGGAAGAAGUACCAGAUUUAUUUCUGGAACAUCGCCACCAUCGCUGUCUUCUACGCCCUCCCCGUCAUCCAGCUCGUCAUCACCUACCAGACGGUGGUGAACGUCACUGGCAACCAGGACAUCUGCUACUACAACUUCUUGUGCGCCCACCCCCUGGGGAACCUCAGCGCCUUCAACAACAUCCUCAGCAACCUGGGCUACGUCCUGCUGGGUCUUCUCUUCCUGCUGAUCAUCCUGCAGCGCGAGAUCAACUACAACCGCGCGCUCCUGCGCAAUGACACCCAUGCCCUGGAGUGUGGCAUCCCCAAGCACUUUGGGCUCUUCUACGCCAUGGGCACCGCCCUCAUGAUGGAGGGGCUGCUCAGCGCCUGCUACCACGUCUGCCCCAACUACACCAACUUCCAGUUCGACACCUCCUUCAUGUACAUGAUCGCGGGGCUCUGCAUGCUCAAGCUCUACCAGAAGCGUCACCCGGACAUCAACGCCAGCGCCUACAGCGCCUACGCCUGCCUGGCCCUCGUCAUCUUCUUCUCUGUGGUGGGCGUGGUGUUUGGGAAGGGGAACACGGCUUUCUGGAUCGUCUUCUCCGUCAUCCACAUCGUGGCCACGCUGCUGCUGAGCACCCAGCUGUACUACAUGGGGCGCUGGAAGCUGGACUCUGGCAUCCUGCGCAGGAUCCUGCACGUGCUGUACACGGACUGCGUCCGGCAGUGCAGCGGGCCCAUGUAUGUGGACCGAAUGGUGCUCCUGGUCAUGGGGAACAUCAUCAACUGGUCACUCGCUGCCUACGGCCUCAUUGUCCGCCCCAAUGAUUUUGCUUCCUACCUGCUGGCCAUCGGCAUCUGCAACCUCCUCCUCUACUUCGCCUUCUACAUUAUCAUGAAGCUCCGCAGUGGCGAGCGCAUCAAGCUCAUCCCGCUGCUCUGCAUCAUCAGCACCUCCGUGGUCUGGGGCUUUGCCCUCUUCUUCUUCUUCCAGGGGCUCAGCACCUGGCAGAAAACGCCAGCUGAAUCCCGGGAGCACAACCGUGACUGCAUCCUGCUCGACUUCUUCGACGACCACGACAUCUGGCAUUUCCUCUCCUCCAUCGCCAUGUUCGGCUCCUUCCUGGUGCUGCUGACGCUGGAUGAUGACCUGGACUGUGUCCAGCGGGACAAGAUCUACGUCUUCUAGGAGCCUGCAGCCACCCGCUGCCCUGGGACUGUGCCAAACACCCGGCUGCAGCCCCGGGAGGGGGACCCACCCCUGGGGAGGGAUGUCUGCGCUGCAGUUCCUGCCAGCCACUCCGUCCCCCUCCCCACACAGCCCAGGGGUCCUGGUUUGCCUCCUCCCCAUCAGCCGGGUCCUUCCAGGCACUUUGUGCCCAUCCCUGGGCCCGUCACAGCCAAAAAUGGGGCUGGGGGGCCACCGGAGCAUCCGUCCUCGGUGGCAAGUGACACUGGAAAAGGUGCUGCUGUUGCUCCGUGUCCGUGUGCCCCUGGGCACAGUGGGGGGAUUGGGGCGAGCGCCGUGCCAGCAGCCCCGUGGCCCCCCGAGCACGUGGGUGUGGGUCUCUCUUCAGUGCCUGAGUCGAGUGGGUGGGAGGUGGGGGGUGUGUGGGGCCAGCACGGUGGGGGCAGUGGCCGGAGAGGCCCCACUCCUGUCUCCUCCAGCGUCCCGGGAGGGGGGUGGCCGCAGAGGGCCCCCGUGGCCGCUCCCCAUCGAGGUGCCGCGCUCCCCACGCGUGGAUCUGCUGGGA